AUGCUGGGUACUGUUCUUCUUGCGUUGGUUGUGGGCGUUGCUUCUGCAAACAGUCCUGUUGUCCAACUUCGCAAUGGGUCAUAUUAUGGUACUCACAACGAAUUGUAUAACCAGGACUUGUUCCUCGGUAUGCCCUAUGCCCAACCUCCUCUGGACAAUCUCCGAUUCAGACACCCUCAACCUCUGAACGAAACUUGGUCCGACGUGCGGAAUGCAACAGACUACCAGUCCAAAUGCUACCAGUACGGGUAUCCCUCCGGUCCACUGUCAGGCGGCUCGGAUGAUUGUCUUCACCUUAAUGUCAUCCGUCCAGCAGGCGCUGAAGAGGCGAAACUUCCCGUUCUUGUGUGGAUCCAUGGUGGUGGUCUCGUUGGAGGUUACAGCGGUGAUCCUUAUUCCAACCUCAGCUGGAUCGUCGACGAAUCAGUCAAAAUGGGUUCGCCAAUUAUUGGUGUCUCGAUAAACUAUCGUCUUGGAGCAUGGGGAUAUCUAUGGAGCUCCGCUGUGGAAAAGGCAGGUCAAGGAAACAAUGGCUUUCGGGACCAGAGACUUGCUCUGCAGUGGAUCCAAGAGAACAUUGCUGCAUUCGGUGGCGACUCAGAAAAAGUAACCAUCUGGGGACAGAGUGGCGGAGCUCGUGGUGUUGCAUCUCAAUUAACUGCGUUUGGAGGCCGAGACGAUGGGUUGUUCAGAGCAGCUAUUCUCGAGAGUGCGACUGGAUUUCAUACCAACUUUCGGGAGGAAGAAGUCGACGAUGCUCCGAAUUGGGACAAGGGAUAUAAAUCACUUCUCAAAUCGACAGGCUGUGAUACUGUGAACGAUUCGUUGCAGUGUCUUCGAGAAGUACCAUCUUUGGAGCUCGCAGAGGUCAUCGGAAACGUCUCAUUCCCUGUCUAUCUCGAUAUUGUGGAUGGCGACUUUAUCCAAGACGACCGCUCAGAGCUAGUUCGACAGGAGAAGUUCGUUCAUGUACCGAUCAUUAACGGUGCGGCAACUGAUGAUGGUGAUUUCUUUGCUCAAAGAGGAAUCAACACGACACAAGAGUGGGAAGCGUACCUACGCAGAGAAGGAGCCAGCAACAAUACCAUCGAAGCUAUUUCUGCCCUGUACCCUGACAUUCCGCGCGUCGGCCUCCCUGCUACCUUCAAAGGACGCCCUUCAGGAGAGUUGGCUUCGUAUGGAGCCCAGUGGAAGCGCGCGGUUGCGUUCGGAGGCGAUAGAGCGAUGCAUGCACCAAGAAGAGCCUGGAACAGGAAAUGGGCUGAUACCAACCUUACGGCGUAUAGUUAUCGCUUCGAUGUUGUAUCAGGAGAUCGCAACCCAGUGCAAGGAGCUGGCCAUUCGGUUGAUUUGCCGUUUGUCUUUCGCAACACGGAGCGUUUAGCCCAGCUCAACGCUACGGAGCCCAGACCUGGCUCUUUUGAUGGGUUGUCGGUCUUGAUGUCGCGGAUGUGGAUUAGCUUUGCAAGUAAUCUGGACCCGAAUUUUGAUGGAAUGCAAAGCUCCGAGUGGCCAAAGUAUGGGCUUGAUGAAGGUAGUAAUAUGGUGUUCCAUAUCGACAACUCUUCGGUGGCGUACGUGGAAGAGGAUACUUACAGGACAGAGCAGCUGGAAUACUUGGAUCGCAAGUUGUGGAAGACUGGGCUGCAGUCGGGGAUGCCUAACAUAUAG
Molecule: messenger RNA, 1671 nt
Organism: Fusarium pseudograminearum CS3096
Lineage: Eukaryota; Fungi; Ascomycota; Sordariomycetes; Hypocreales; Nectriaceae
Exons: 1
Coding region: 1-1671 (556 amino acids)
Source: RefSeq, a predicted model, not a curated record